This is a messenger RNA of Plasmopara halstedii, 1572 nucleotides long. RefSeq lists its product as uncharacterized. The record is from RefSeq and is a predicted model, not a curated record. The coding region runs from base 1 to 1572 and encodes 523 amino acids. The transcript has a single exon. NCBI's taxonomy places the organism in Eukaryota, Oomycota, Peronosporomycetes, Peronosporales, Peronosporaceae.
AUGGAUAUUCGACCAUAUGAUGCAGCAAACGAAGACAGUUCUCUUGAAGAAUUUUUCCGCCUAAAGCUAUACAGUCCGUUGCUAUCUCACAUCAUCAAAGUAUAUGAUCUGGAUACAAGCUCCACUUAUCAAACUGCAGUCGCUGAAGACGUCGCAAGUUUGCUUACUACUAAUCGUAAUGAUGGAAACAUGAUAUCUUGGUUGGGAAUGUAUAAAUGUGAUAUCCAUACUAAACACGAAAUCGAAGUUCUCAUUGGAAAAUUAUUAACUCAACCUGUAACCCUCAACUUAGCGUUUCGUUUGCACGCGAUGCGUUCCAACCAUAUAUUAGAUCUUUCCGUGCGUAUCCACGAUGAUUUGGAUAGAUAUGAUAUUCUCUUUGGUUACGCCGCUUUUGUUCGAUUCAACUUCAUUGAGCACGAGAUAAAAAGGUCAGAGGUCGUGCUACCAGAUUUCAUUGGGUUCAUGUCCAACGGAAUAAAUUUGGACGUCAAAAAAAUUGAAAGAUUGUUUUCAGAUGAAAGGUGGACGCAUAAGGAUGAAUUCAUUCGCUUGGGUCUCGUUGAUACAAAUAUUUUCAACAACCUGGAUAAGGAUGAAGUGCGUUUGUUUAAAGCUGCUGUGCAGUCUCGAUAUCAAGCGAAGUUGGUCAAAGAGGCCUUGGAAGCAAUUAGUAACGGCGUUUCAUUAGCCAGAGAUUAUAACAUGGAGGCCUUGGAAGCAAUUAGUAACGGCGUUUCAUUAGCCAGAGAUUUUAACAUGGAGGUCACGUUCAAGGCGAUGCUGAUAGAUGAGGAACUUGUGCGACAGCUUCAAGCGGUGCUUAAAGACGAGAGAGCAAUGCAAUCGCUUCAAGCAAUGUUGAAGGAUGGUCCAUUGCUACUGCCUAAAGGUGUUGUGGAGAUGAAGGAGGAAAAAGUUGAUGAUGCGACUAAGCUCAUUUCGUUAAUCAAGAAAGAGGAUACAUUGCAACUGCUCGAAAUGUUUAUGGCGGAUAAUGAACAUGUGAAGAUCCUUAAAGAUGCUGUAGUACGAUUUACAGCAGUUGAUGACAUGUUAAGCAGUACGGAAUUGGAUACGGUGACAAUACUCCAAGCGAUUCUCGACGAUCCAAUCAAGGUGCAAAUUCUUGAAAAUGCACUGAAAGACGAGACGCAUUUAAGCCUAUUUAAAAAGGUCUUGGAGGACAAGGAAAAGAUCCAUAAAUUCAGGGUUGAACUACCUGACAAGACACAACAAGAUGCGCUCGAUCAAGUAUUCGAGGAUAUGAAUCAAGUGUUUUCUCUCAGAGUGGCUUUGAUAGAUGAUGGUCGUUUGGAAUUGCUCCGAGCGGCUGUGAAUGAUAAUGAAAAGGUGAUGGAUGUCGUGGAUUUUCUGAAGAAAAAGAAAUUGGUAAAUAUUUUCAGAUCUUUACUCGACAGUAAAAAAAAAAUUAAUUGGCUUGGAGCAGCUACUUCAACUCAUUAUAAGCAGGUUCAACACGCUUUGCAAAGGCGAGAUAGGAGGAUGUUUGCAAUGGAAUUGUUUAACCAUCUCGAGUCACUUGAGAAGACAAAAGGUAUUGAACCUUAG